ACAUUUUCAACCAAAAUUGUUCAUGUCAACAAAGAAAUCUCUCCCCAGGGUAUAUAGGCUGAUGCGCCGUUCUUGAAGGUUGUCGUCUUCUGCUCAUUGCACAGUGGCGAGAGAGUGUUUCCAGUCACUUUUUGGUUUGCGAAUUCCUUACGUCUCCACUUUGCUGCUCAAUCUCUCCUUUCUUUUUCGGUCUUCAGUUUCCAUAGACGAUAUUCCCUCCCGAAAAUGUCUUCGCCAAAGCUCAAGGUCGCGAUUGCGGGAUUGGGACGCAUGGGUGCCCGUCAUGCUCUCCAUUUCCACACCAUGACGCCCCGGGCCGAUCUGAUUGCGGUCUCGUCUCCAGAUCCUAAAGAGCUGGCAUGGGCGACCCGAAACCUAGAAGGCGUGCGGACAUAUCUGGACUACGACCAGAUGUUGAAAGAGGAGAAGGAGUUGCAGGCAGUUGUCGUGGCCUCCGCGACUAUUGUUCACGCGGAGCAGGCCAUCAAAGCCAUCAAACAGGGUCUCCACGUCCUGUGCGAGAAACCUCUCAGCACAAACCCAGAAAUCUCGCAGGCAGUCGUCACAGCAUACCGGGCAGCGAAGACGAGUUACCCCAACCAAAAAGUCAUCUGCGGCUUCUCCCGCCGUUUCGAUGCAUCUUACAGAGACGCCUAUCAGAAGAUGCGAUCGGGCUUGAUCGGACGCCCGGCUGUCUUUCGCUCCCAGACCUGCGACAAGCUCGAUCCGUCCGGGUUCUUUGUGCAGUACGCGCAGUUCUCUGGUGGCAUUUUUGUGGACUGCUCCAUCCACGAUAUUGACCUGGCUUUGUGGUUUUUCGGCGAAGACUCGGUGGUCAAGUCUGUCAGUGCAAUCGGCAUCACCGCCGUCUCUCCCGAAUUGCGAAAGUACAACGACCGUGACAAUGCGUUGGGAAUCGUCGAGUUCUACGGAGGCAAGAUUGCUCAGUUGUACUGCAGUAGAAUGAUGGCGGCCGGACAAGAAGACAGCACCGAGAUUACCGGCACCGAAGGAAAACUCGCCGUCAACACGCAACCGAUGUCUAACCUCGUCAACAUCUACGAGCCAUCCGGCAUCCGUCGUGAGAUCCCACCUCAUUAUUACGGUCGUUUCCGGGAGGCGUUCAUCACCGAAGCAAACGAGUUCACCGCCUGCUGUCUCGACAACACUGAGCCUCCGUUCAGACUCGAAGGGGCUGUCGCCGCCGUGAAGAUCGGCUGCGCGUUGCAAGAGAGUCUGAUCACGGGCAAGAAGAUCGAGUUCGACGAGAUCGGCCGCCGGAUAGACGGUGCCGACGACGACGCCGCUCCCCUGACUGCGAGGCUGUGAAUCUGGAGGGUUCUAGUUGCGACGUACACCUUGGAGUUUGGGUAGACUAGAGGCUCAUUUACCAACCCGAGACAAAUCGGCUCAAUAGAGGAAAUAUAAAAGACACACUGAUAGAUAGGGGCGGCAUUGAAUGGUACAGGGUUAAUCCCCAUUAAUGAUAUAGUUGAACCCUUUGGCAAUCGAAUGAGGUAUCGCGGGUUCGGC
This is a messenger RNA of Cladophialophora immunda, 1533 nucleotides long. RefSeq lists its product as uncharacterized. Lineage: Eukaryota; Fungi; Ascomycota; Eurotiomycetes; Chaetothyriales; Herpotrichiellaceae. Gene Ontology annotation, molecular function: nucleotide binding; oxidoreductase activity. The record is from RefSeq and is a predicted model, not a curated record. The transcript has 3 exons. The coding region runs from base 226 to 1329 and encodes 367 amino acids. Gene Ontology annotation, cellular component: cytoplasm. Gene Ontology annotation, biological process: NADPH regeneration.